CUGCCUGCAGUAAUCUGAACAACGGCUUUUACUGGCUGGAAUAUAUCGACCGGCUUCAGAUUUAGCAACUCAUUCCUAAAGCUUCCCUCCCUCCCUCUCUCUCUCUGUCAUCCUGUUUUCAUCCUUGCUCAGCAGUGUCAGUCCGCCUCCAGCUGAUGAGCGUAUUGGCAGCCGCAUCAUUCCGCCCUGCUGGGUUAUUGGACUCUGUUGGCGGCUUUUCCUGCCCCGUAUCGAAGCGGCCUCUGCCCGCAGCACUACAGUGUGUUAUCGGCCCCAUCCUCCCAGGGGGGGGGGGAUAGGAAGCCAGAUAGCAUGUUCUCAUCUUCGUCCAGAAACAGUCUGCUGUCGCCCUGGUCGUCCAUGGAGCAGUCCGACUCUGAAGUGCUGGACAUCAGCACCAAAGUGCAGCUGCACGGGGUGCUGUGGAAGAGGCCAUUUGGACGGCCAUCAGCCAAGUGGUCCCGCAGAUUCUUCAUCAUCAAAGACAGCUUCUUGCUUUACUAUGCAGAAAGUGAGAAGAAGAGCUUUGAGUCCAACAGGUACUUCAACAUCCACCCAAAGGGAGUCAUUCCUCUGGGGGGUUGUGUGGUGUCAGCCAAUGAGGACAUGGGGAUGCCAUUUGGCAUCGUGGUCAACCUUGAAGAUUUCACCGGGGCUGUCGUCCUGGCUGCUGAGGCUGAGGAGGAGCAGGCCCAGUGGAUAGAAAUGCUCCAGGAGUCCGGAAAAGUCACUUGGAAAAACUCCCAGCUUGGGGAGGCAAUGAUUGAGAGUUUGGAGGCACAGGGACUGCAGCUGGCCAAGGAGAAGCAAGAGUACCUGGACAAACUGAUGGAGGAGACAGAGGAGCUCAGUCAUCAAAGAGCACAGCGAGAGGAGCUGGAGCGUCUCAACCAGGUUCUGGAGGAAGAGAAAAUGAAGUUUGAGGAGGUGGUGCUUGAGCUGAAGGCAGAGCAGGAGCAGAUCAAACUAGAUCUGGAGGGCACAGCUCAGUCCCUGAAAGGUGUCGAGUGCGAAAAAGAAGAGCUGAGCAGCUUAACGGUUACGCUUCAGAAAUCCAUAGAGGAGCUCUCUCUGGAGAAACAGCGAAGGCUGGAGCUGCUGGGGGCCAAGGAGCACGAGGACGCGGAGGUGGAGGGGGCGGAGGGGGAGAGCUCCGAACCCACUUGCGGAGAAGGUGAGGACAAGGACCUCCUGCAGGACCUGCGACACAUCGAGGAGCAAAUGAGGAUCCUACUUAAGGAGAAGGAGCAGGCGGGUGAGAAGCUCUUGGAGAACGAGCAGCGGGCUAAAGUCCUGCAGCAGGAGAAAGAAUUCUACUCCACUCAGGCUCAGACGCUGCAGCAGUCGCUCUCCCAGCUCACGGUGGACAAACGUCAGACCGAGGCUGAGCUCAAGGUGGAGAUCCAGUCUCGGAUGGAGCUGGAGCAGAGGCUGAAGCAGGCCGAGGAGGCUCUGCAGGACCUAGAGAAAGGCCUGAACUCCCUGGAACGAACCAAAGAGCGAGAUGAGAAGAUGAAGGGGGAUGUGACACAGCUGAGGAAGUUCUUCGAGGAGUGUAUCUGUGCAGCAGAGAUCGAGGCAAAGCUCCCGGCUAUAAUGAAAAACGCGGUGUACCUUCACAAAGCUGCUGCACGGAGGAUCAAGAGUUGCCGCAUCCAAAGGAGAGCCUCCAAACGCCACUGGUUAAAACACUCCAAGUCGUUUGCUGUGGGCAGCACUGAGGAGGACAACAUGGAGGAGCUCCGGGCGACGGCCCGCAGACUCACCUCCGACAGCAGCUUCAGAGAGAGCGUGUAUAAGAUAAUCACCCGCAAGGACGCCGCAAACAAAACGCAGGACUGAGCCACAGUGUGGGAUGAAUGACUGUUUACGCUUAAGUUGAUGCUAAUACUAAAAGGCAAAAAAGAAAAACUAAAAAUGCAAAGGAAGCCGCAGCUGCUGACAGUGUUGUGUUAAAUGGUAGAAACUCUUCUGUAACCGACCGGUUUUUAUUCACUUUAUUUUGUGUCUGUAGCCAGCUGACAACAUGAUGUUUUUUUCACUGACUUGUCUCUGGAACUAGUUUCUUAAAUUGGAUUGUGCAUGAAAUGAAUUUUCAUGAAUGGUCGACAACGGAUUAGAAAAUAGUU
This is a messenger RNA of Menidia menidia (Atlantic silverside), 2129 nucleotides long. The record is from the annotation of a GenBank genome assembly. Lineage: Eukaryota; Metazoa; Chordata; Actinopteri; Atheriniformes; Atherinopsidae.